AUGCGCUUCUUCGUGGACGAUCUCUUCUCAGACGAUGAAGACGCAGCUCAAGAUCUCAAAGCUCAGGGAACGCCCGCUAGUGAUGAAUCAGGCGUCUUUGUAAAAACCGAACUGAGCUCUCCUCUUGUUGUUGCGCUCGACGACCACGAUGUAGAUGCAUAUGCUUAUGACUACGACACAGAAGACUCUGAUGUAUAUGACACAUCCCAAAUUAUUCCAGAUGCGCAAACAUCCUGGGCGCUGUAUGAUCGCGAAACGCGCAUCGCCGUACGUGAGGCUGCGCUCCUCAAAGCGCAUGAAGUCGACAAGGUCGCGGGUCUCGUACAGGCCUGGGCGCGCGACCAAGAAGCACAGCGUCGCGCAAAGGAAGAGUCAGAAUGGCAAACUAUAUCAUUGCACCUCGAGCAAGUCUCUCUUGCUCAGCGUCAAGAAGACGAAGCCAUGAAGGCCGCCUGGGAGGCGAGGACGCAAGCCUUGGAGCUCGCCGUCGAUGAGGCCAUAUCCACGGCUGAACGCAAUGCAGAGGCACGGAAGCAACGACUUUUAGCUAUUGAAGCAGAGAAGCAACGUCGUAUAAAGGAGGCAGAAGAGGAAUCCAGGCGCUUGAUACUAGAGGAGCAGCGUCGCCAAGAAGAAAAGGCUGCACAAGAGCGUGCACGGAUCCAGCAGGAAGAAGAAAGACGGGCUGCCAAGUUGGCUGCAGAGGAAAAGCGUGAAGCUGAUGAGUUGCAGGCGCAAGAAGACACGCGGCAAGCACAGGCAGCUGCAGAGGCUGCUCAGGCAGAAGAGGCUCGACGGCAACAGGCCGCACUCGCAUCCGGGCCCAAGUUUGAAGCAGAGCAGUACCAAAGACUUUUGGAGGAGGUUGAUGUUCAAGUCAAGCAACCUAUUGCGAAAGACGCAAAGUUGAAGGACGUUUGUCUGCGAGCCAAAAUGGUCAUCAACAGAAGGAUUGGCACGAUGACAGGUUCGACUCAAGCUCUCAAAGUGAUUGUACAAGACAUCCACAGAGAAUUAACAAGGGCUGGAGAAACAGAUCCUCGCUGUUUGCGCUGGUUACUGAAUGCUACGUGCAAGAAAGUGGUAACUCAGGCGAGACGGGAAGCGGAAGCCAUAUCCAAGGCUGCAUAUCCCAUGGCGCUGCUCACCAUCCUCCUCGUCAAGCCCUUUCCGGAACUCAAAGAUUUGUUCCUUGCUCGUCUUGCCAAGCAGUGCCCAUGGACCAUUCCAUACGUCGACUACGAUCUAAGUAUGGAGGGCGGCCGCAAGGCUCUAGGCUGGAAAGCCAAGGACAAUGGUCGGUACACGGACUUUGAGACAUAUGCUCGGGAGCAAAAGGGCGUGUUUACUCUUUUUAUUGCAGUAACGACAAUCGACCUCGAAGGAUCAGCCUUUCACAUUGGACUAUGCUGGCGGACAAUUAGCCGUUUGUUGAACACCCAACUCGAGAACGACGAACUGCGCAAAAUGUCCUACCUUAUGCUUGAGGCCUUUUUGCAGUUGGGCGGUCCCUCUAUACAAGAGGCUUAUGGCGAACUUGGCCGUCAGUUGCUUGUGGUCUGUGGUGCUUACGUUGGUCAAGAAGCAGUCGGAUCUGAGGCGAGUCGGCUACGCAUUGCAGUGGAGAAUAUUGAAGGGCGUGCCAGUGCUGCCAAGUUCAAAUUUGGACCUUGA
This is a messenger RNA of Protomyces lactucae-debilis, 1674 nucleotides long. Its product is annotated as GLE1-like protein-domain-containing protein. The record is from RefSeq and is a predicted model, not a curated record. NCBI's taxonomy places the organism in Eukaryota, Fungi, Ascomycota, Taphrinomycetes, Taphrinales, Protomycetaceae. Gene Ontology annotation, cellular component: nuclear pore cytoplasmic filaments; nuclear pore; cytoplasm. The transcript has a single exon. Gene Ontology annotation, molecular function: inositol hexakisphosphate binding; phospholipid binding; translation initiation factor binding. Gene Ontology annotation, biological process: regulation of translational termination; poly(A)+ mRNA export from nucleus; regulation of translational initiation. The coding region runs from base 1 to 1674 and encodes 557 amino acids.